This is a messenger RNA of Felis catus (domestic cat), 4608 nucleotides long. It is a transcript of the gene FTCDNL1, whose product is annotated as formiminotransferase cyclodeaminase N-terminal like. NCBI's taxonomy places the organism in Eukaryota, Metazoa, Chordata, Mammalia, Carnivora, Felidae. The record is from RefSeq and is a predicted model, not a curated record. Gene Ontology annotation, molecular function: folic acid binding; transferase activity.
GUCAAAGUAGUUAUUUAGUGAUUACUUCACUUCAGGAACGAAACCAGAUCAAAGUGGUAACAUUUAAUCCUUUCUAUAUAUAUCAAAAAAAACAAAAACAAAAACAAAACAGGUCCUAAUUUUUUGUAAAUGUGUUCUCAAGGUUCACUGGCCUAGAAAAAAGAGAAAUAAUUAUUAAUGCCCGGUUCAUGUAGCUCGUAAGUACGUGGGCAGGUAUUAGUACUGCUUUUGUCCUGGGGUGGUUCCGGCGCUUGCCUACUCACAAGCGCUCCCGGGCAGCAUUUCUCAGCAGAGACUUUACUGCAAGGGUGCGUUUGCAUGUGCGCCAAAGAGCCCCCUGCUGGUGUAUGAUCAAUGGGUAAUGACCUCAUCAUUAGAUUCUAAUGCCCUUUUAAAAAAGUCAUUCAUUUACAAGAGACAAUUGUGGAGAAUCCCAAGGUAAAGCAGAGGGGGUGAGAAGGCAAUUCCACGCUGAACGUUAAGGCUUCCGGGCCGCCGGCACGCGGUGGGUGCGGGGCCCCGCGGAGUGUAGGUCAGGCAGCGACCAGCAGAGCCUGCUCCCGGAGGCGUGCAGCGGGCUGGAGCGCGAGCUGGGCGCCCGGGGUGGGGGGCGGGGCCGGCGGCGUAAGCUGCGCGUCGCCGCCGCGGGGCGACCCCGACUCGGCACCGUGCUACUCCGCCACCCCUCCGCGCGCGCAGGUCGGUUCUCUCCCCGACGCGGAGGCGCGGGCGCUGCUCGAGAGCCGGAUCCGGGGCAGCCCCGCCGCCGGCCGUCCUUCGCUCCCGGGCCCCGCGGCCCGUGGACGCCGAUCGCGGGGCGGCGAGGGAGUGCCCCAAGGCCCGCGCCCAGUCCCUCGGGUUAGCCUUCGGCCCACGUGGCCCUGAGCCACUUCACACCGGAACCGGGGCGGGGCCACGCAGGGAGACCCAGCGGCGGGUUCCAACCCGAGCACGCGCUACCGCCCCCUCGGGGAGCCUUUUUGCGGCCCUAACAGCGCGAGCGGUGGUGCGUACGCAAGAGGCAGGUGAUCUGGCGCAACUGUCGCGAACUGCUCCACUCCGCGCUGGCCCUGCUGGUUCCUCCCCCUGGGGGGGCGGCGGGGGGGGGGAAGGCCGGUUUUUGGUUUAUGGCCGGAAGUAAUCGAACUGGGUUUGGAGGGAUGGGCGCACUAGGAGCGCCGUCUCCCAAACCACAGAGUGUUUGCGGGGUUGCUCUGGGUUACUUUGUAAGUGGAAGAGGCAGAGAAACACUUACCCUUUUCACUAACAAGCUUGACUGCUCUCCAAAAUUCCGGUGGCCGCUAAUUUCAGCUUUUGCUGUGAAGAAAAAUCACCAUGUCUUCCUCCAGACUGGGGCUCUGUUUGGCUGCCUGUUUACUAAAUAUUUCAGAAGCCAGAAGGAAAUACAUUGUUGAGAACAUAGCAAAAGCAGCUCUUCUUGAAAAAAAUGGGCACAGAUAUCCUGAAGUAUCAGUGCUCAAUAUAUUUUCAUUUUCUGAUCAAGACUACAACAGAUCAAUCAAAAUAGCAGCUUCUGUUAAUGAGUUAGGCCUUUCUGAGAAUUUGGUUCUGCAUGUUCCUGGCUGUGGCAUGUUUCUCCUUGGCGAGGCCGACUUCCUCGAGAGAAGGAAGCAACUGGACUGGCUUUGGAGGAGAUAUUUCAGCGCUCUUGGAUCUGACCCGGGAGCUGCACCUGCCGGAAGAUGUGAUUUAACAGGUUCUCACAAAAGCAAAGCCCCUCUCACACCAGCUUGAGAGGUAUGAAUAUGAAAAUUCACAACUCCCUGAAGCCUUUCCAGAGCUACCAAGAAUGUCACUUCAUUCACUUCCAGGCUGAGGAGGAAGAGAGAUGGAGGAGGACCCGGGCACACAAGCUACAGUGAAAGUCGACUAGCAGGUUUCAGCUGAAGACAUAUCUAAAAUGCUCUGAAAUGGUUCAGCACAAGUCUUUCUGGUCUCUUCUCAAAAGCAGGAAAUGAUGACAUUUGGCAUAUCUCUGUUCUGUCCUGGAAUGCCCAUCACCAGAUUUUUGUGUAGCCCAGAAUGAUCCCCUUUAGUGGAAGAAGAAGAAAGAAGAGGAGAAGAAAGAGGGGAGGAAGAAAUAUCCUUAUCAUUAAAGCCUAAUCAGCUUGUUUUUCUGUAACAUCUUACUGGUAAGGGUUGAGAGUGUACUGGGACUUAAUUUUUCUUUUAAAUGGAUCUAUCACCUACCCUUGUGGAGAUGGUAAAGGAUAGAUGCAGUCAGGAUCACACGGUGCAUGGAGCCGUUGAAAUUUUCGAUGGCAACACCAGAUGUUGAACUUUACAUUUCCAGCCUGUCAGUUGUCCAGGUGUUGAUCUUUUGGAAGCAGGCAGAUACAUUUCAUGCAGAAGUGAGCUACACUGUUUUCGUUGCUGUUGUUUAAUGACCUAGUAUCAUACUGAUACUUCUGUGUGUUUAGAUAUAGAUAAAAUCCUAAUUAAAAUCGGAAAAACCAAAGAAGUCACUGGAACGGGAAGAUACAUGUCUUGGCUCCGCCACUAAUUAGCUUCGUGAUUUUGGCAGAUUCUUAAACUUCUCUGGGACUCAGUUUCCUGGUUUUUAAAGUGAGGGAAAAAAAAUUUAACAUUUCUGAGGGAACUUUUCAUUCUCGCAUUCUUUGAUUUAUAGGAACCAUGUGAAUGAGAGAAGGCUUUUACAAACUUGAAAAUAUAGUACUGUGGGGGGAGUGUAUCUUCUGUUAUUUUUAAUUUUAUCAGACUUUGUUUGAUUCUGAAUAUUAAAACAGAAUUGAAUAUUUUUCAAUUAGCUUCAUGUAUAGUACCAAACAAUAUUUAAUUGAGGAAGAAAAAAAAGCUAAAAACUACUAUUGGUGGUGGUGGUGGGGAGAAGUAUUUCAGUUUUCUUAGACAUUAAAUGGCUCAUUCAAAGCAACAUUUUGAUAAAUUGUGUAAAUGAGAGAGGAACAUAUGGAUUAAAUUUUCCUUGAAAUACAUACGCACUUAAAAAUUAAGAAGAAAAAGUGCUUGGCAAAGCCCAUUUGGGGUUCUGCCAAAUGGGAAACAUUUUAAAAAUAGUUGAAAAUGCAGUUCUAUCUCAAAAUGCUGCCAUAUUCACCCAUCCUUAUUGAUUAUAUAUUCUUAAAUUUGUAAAUUACUCUCCUUGUAUUUAUUUUUGCAGUUUGUUUUAUGCCUGGGGGGCUUGCUCAAUUUUGCUACCUUUUUUUUUUUAAAAAAACAUAAAACAUGGUCCAUCAGUCACUGAAGAGCAAAUCGUAGUAUCUAUCACUCCCUGUGAGAUUCCCGUUAUUUAGACUUCUGUGGAAGUUUCGGUUUGAUCUCUCCUGGUGUAACAACUGGCAUUAAUCCAUAUUGCUAUAAUGAAACACUCUAAGGAGCAAAUACAGGGGAUCUGGUCUUUGAAGCUGUGUUAUGUGGUAAGUAACUUUCUAGUAAAUCAUAAUAUUACAGUAGAAGAGCUUUGAGGGAAGACAAGCCUUGAGUUUCAUGACUAUGUAUAAUUCAAAACCAGAAAAUCAAAAGACUCAGACAUGACAUUCUUCUGGAUAGACAGAAGAGCUUGGCUGUCUAAUGGAUCCCAUGCUACAACUUGAAGAAGAAAAAAAAUGAUUUUCUCAAAGAUCUUUAAAGAAUAGAUUUGUGGUCAAAUUGGCAGCACUUCCUAGUUUUAAGGGUUGAGUUUACCUGAGUAAAAUGAGUCAGUGCAAUUUGUAUAAUUCUUCCACAGCUCACUGUAGAUAGACACACUGUGGAAGCCACACCUCCACAGAGAAAUGUACAGAUUCAGGCCAUUAGGAUAUCUUCCUGAAACUUGACAUUCUGGGUGAGAGUCUUCUCCCCUCUCCCUGCUUCUCUCUCCUUUUUUUGUAAUCUAGUACUUUUCACAAGAAUGCUAUUUUGUCAUGAAAAUAUAAGAAAACAAGAACAUUUUCUUAGUGUUAAAACCUCAGACCCUAGGAGAUGACACCAUCAGAUACAACAUUCUAUCCAGGAUAUGUUCAAGGCAACAAUUAGAUUUAUUUUCACAAGAUAGUAACAAUAUCUUAUCCUUUGAGACUAAUCUUAGAAUACAAGAGUAUGUUUUUAUGGCUGGGUUAUCCUUUUUAUUCCUAGUAUCAAAUGUUAUAUGUUAUAUGUUAUUUUUAAGAGUUACUUUUCAAUGAAUUCCUUACGCUUUAAAGAUAAACUUUCUUCAUUGGGCUUAUCUAUUUUAUCCACACAAAAUGGCAAAGAAUUUGUACAAUUUUGUGUAAGAACUCAAUAACAGAACUGAAGACCUGGCUGACACCCUUGGAACUUCCCAUGUGCUUGGUUUAUGUUUAAAGGGCUAUUCAACAUAACAGAGUAUAUUUGAAAUACAAAAGAAAUCAUUUUGAAAUGCCUUAUUCCAUUUACUUGGGGAAUGUGGUAAAUAAUGUUUUUUUGCUCUCUGGUAACUCAAACAUUUUUAAAUAUAUAUUAUUCUAUUCUUCAGUUUAUUUGUUUGAAAUGUAGUGGCCUAUUCAGAAAACCUGAAAAAGAAAGAAUACAUGUAAUUAUUUUGCUAAUGGUAUCAUGGACAAUUAUUUCACUUGAUGAAUAAAGGAAGCCAGGUACUUACAUGCCUUC